AUGAUCCUAAGAUGGCUCGAAUGUCAGAGGCCCACGCACCAGGACGCCAAGGACAAAGACCAUGAGGUCAUCUCCACGGGAACAGACAGUCCGGAGCUGUGCACGCCGGACACCACGCCGCCUGUGAUAACACCUGAUCUCAGCCCCGUGCUGAGCGUACCCACCUCGCCGCCCCACAGCCCACCCAAGCACGCCCAUCGCCCCAGAAAUGCUUGCUUCAUGCGCCAGAGUGCCGUGGACGAUCAGGGCGGGGCCGAGAUCCAGGUGUUGGUGGAGGGGCGGGGGGUGGACCUGCCGAGUGGAGGGGCUGACAACUGGACCGAUGACAUGUACCCGGAGCGGGGGGGCAGCAGCCGCUCCACCACACCCUCCCUUCUGGAGGAGCAGGAGGCCCAAAUUAACGGCCACGAGCAAACCCCUCUGUCCAACCACAAACCACGGGAGAAAUCCUUGUCCAAUCACAAGUCCCGGGAACACGCUUCCUCCUACAGAGCGUGGGAGCACUCCCUGUCCAACCAAAAGCCCUCCAAGCAUGCCUCCUCCAAUCACAAGUCAAGGGAGUACUCAUCCUCCAAUCACAAAACAUGGGAUCAUUCUUCCACCAAUCAUAAGCCCUGCGAGCACGCCUCUUCCAACUACAAGCCGCAGGUGCACAUUUUAUCCAAUCACAAGGCCUUGGAACAUAACAUGUCCAAUCACAAGACUUCUGAGCAUGCUUCUUCCAAUCACAAGUCCCAAGAUUAUAUCUCCUCUAAUCACAAUGCAAAGGACCACGUCUCCUCUACUUAUAACCCUCGAGAGCAUGUCUACUCCAACCACCAUCCAAAGCAGCACAACCCCUCCAACCACAAGCUUAACGAGCACGCUGCCCUCGACCAAAGGCUCGACGGCCUCACCGUGGGCUGGACUGCUGAAAGCACCCUUAGGUGGAGCCCUGCCCACUCACGCCUCACGGAGCAGGACGAGGAGCGGAUGAAUGACUAUACGGUGGACAUGAGGCUUCAGUGUCCGGACUCUCAAAUGUCCCGGGGGCUGGGCCACCAGUCCCCGGCUCCCCAGAACAACAGGCUGCGAUCCCGAGGCCUGCGGCCGGUCAGAGAAGGAUCCAUGGACUCCGUACAGAUGCUGGACAACCUGAAUGUGGGGGCGGAGCUGGAGGAGUGGCCGCUGCACAGGGACCUCACCCUCUCCCCGCCCCUAAAGUCUCAACCCAUCACUCUGGAGCAGGAAGGAGAACAUCUCACCCUCAAAUCAAACUCAGGCUCCAGCUCUAUUCUGGUGGUUAUGGUCAUUUUACUCAAUAUUGGAGUAGCCAUUCUUUUCAUUCACUUCUUUAUUUAAGCUUAUACAGGUAUGAUCUACUAAGACUUAUUGAUAAAUACGGUAUAUUAUAUUAUUACUUACUGGGACGGACAUUUUGCCGAUUCGACUGGAGCCCGCAGCCUGAGUGACGGACACAUCAGAGCCUUUCUACUGUUGCUACCGGACUCUUCACCUCUGUCAACACCAGUUUCAGUUUCUCUGAGAACUCUUCCUUUUCAAAUGCUUGUUUUGAGCUUGUAACCAUAGAGACGGGUUAUUGGUUGAAGAAGGUAAAGUGCAGCUUCAGACGAGCGUGGUGCACCAGGACCACAUGCAUGGGUGUCCAUCACAUAAAGGGACUGGAGAUGGCACAGGCAUCUGUUUUCUUUUCCCACCGCUUUAGAUAAGAAUAUAUCUUGUUUCCUGGUUAUCAUGAGAAACAUGACACACACUUCAUCCACUGACAAUUACCCCCUUUGCCUUUCAACCCUUUGCCCUCUCAGUCCACCAGUCCCUCCGCACUAUGCGCUACAUACAGAACUAUGCUGCAAGAGUAGAUCCAUUUUAAAGGGCUCCGUCAUUAUUCUUUUCUUAUUUUUCCACUACAAACAUAAACACACACAACCAUUGCAUGAGGCUGUGUGGGAUUUUAAAAAGUGCAUUUUCUAUCCCUUUAACAUCACCGUUCUGUCUUCAUUUGUGCGCACUCAUCCCGACUGUCACUUCUUGUCACUGCACCUGUCGGCUGGAGAUUUGGAAAUUACUUCACGUCCGACCACGUCACGGAAUCUGAGCCAAUCAGAUUCACGUUUGAUCCGCAAAUCAAACGCCAUCAAGCGAAGCAGGCCAAGACCCGAGCGUCUAACCCCUCGAGGAACAUCUACCGAUUCAUCGUGAAGUGAAGUGAAAUUUAAUGUCGACCCACAUGAACGCACACAUUCGCACGCAAAGAGAAAACCACGUAGACACAUUUUACUGCUGACAUACUGAGGAGGAUUCAGCCUUGCCCCUUUGUACAGCCUUGAGACUGUUAUGUUAUAACCACUAAUUCUACUAUAUAUGUGUAUGUGUCAUUAUUAUUCAAGUUUGUUACUUUUGCAGUUUGCAAGACAGAGAGAAUGCUGAGUGCCUCGUAUUUAUUCAUUUUCCUUCUCAAAUUGAUUUGAACCGCGGCCCAAUCAAACCCCCACGUGGGCAGACGACGAGGAGACGAACCUUCAACGUUAGGGAAGGUGCCCCCCCCACCCCCCUACAUGCAACCCUUCCUCCUCACCCUGAAAUGGCAUGCACUGUUUGGUCUCUCUCCCACUCCCCCUGGUGGACCAGUCAAAAAGGGAAACACGGGGUUUGUACGGUGUCAUUUCCAGACACUCUUCGGGCCGGAUGAGAUUUUUUUCAGCAUGUUUGUUUCGCCUGCUCAAUCUGGUGUCAGUUUGUGAGUUUCUUCCUCUCGUCUCUUUUAUCCAGCAACACGAGGCUACGUGAGACACGGAGAGCAGUGUAAAAUAAACGCUAGCUUUUAACUCUCACUGGAUCCUGAAAAUGUCCAGAGUUUAUGAAUGAUAUAAAAAGAAACUCUCUGCUACUGUAUGUUUUAUACUUCGCACCCAGUGGCAUCAUCAUGUUGUGACAUCAUUGCAUGCCCGAGCAUGCUCUUUCUUACUCUUUGGUUUAUGAGGUUGUUUCAAAGUUAAUGUG
This is a messenger RNA of Paralichthys olivaceus (Japanese flounder), 3000 nucleotides long. Lineage: Eukaryota; Metazoa; Chordata; Actinopteri; Pleuronectiformes; Paralichthyidae. The record is from RefSeq and is a predicted model, not a curated record.